Colletotrichum siamense is the source of this 207-nucleotide messenger RNA. RefSeq lists its product as uncharacterized. The record is from RefSeq and is a predicted model, not a curated record. Lineage: Eukaryota; Fungi; Ascomycota; Sordariomycetes; Glomerellales; Glomerellaceae. The transcript has 2 exons. Bases 1 to 207 code for a protein of 68 amino acids.
AUGCCUGCUCCUCUCGUUCCCGCCGGUGCUGUCGCUGCUCUCUCCGACCCCUCGAAGGUCUGCCACUGCGAUGCAGCAACUUUGGCUGCACAGUCGCCAUCGAGCCCGAACUGCACGAAGUGUCUGAUCCCCCAGUAUCCGAUUCGAAUAGACAGACUGCAUUCGACAAAAGCAUGCGCUGCUGGGAUGGCAAUGCCAGGAUCAUAA